This is a messenger RNA of Drosophila serrata, 3606 nucleotides long. RefSeq names its product alpha-Esterase-9 (gene alpha-Est9). The record is from RefSeq and is a predicted model, not a curated record. Lineage: Eukaryota; Metazoa; Arthropoda; Insecta; Diptera; Drosophilidae.
UUCACGCCAAGCGGACGCGUAACGGGGCAAAACACAAAAUAUAUAAAAAAUACCCAUAGUUUGUUGAUAAUCCAGUGCUAUAUAUACCACACCGGCAGUCAUAGUGAUUUAAACAAUUUCAACAAAAAAAACAACUAAUUUUAAAAUUUCGCUUUGCGAGCAAAGUAUGUGAUAAUUGGACGUUUUUUUCGCUUCCUGCGUUUUGAUUUUCCAUCGUGGUGCUUUUCACGCGUGUGCUUAGUGCGUGUUUUAUUGUGCUUGUGUUGGUGCGCAGGACAUAAAAGCUUCGUUUUGUUGAUACACGCACUCCUGGCAAGGCCAUCGAACAGCUGGCAGUUCCUCAACUCGAUUAAACAUACAAAGAAAACCCAAAACUAAUCAAAAUCCAAACUAAAAUCACAAUCAAAACAAGUUUUAUAGUUGAAUUUAAAAAAAAAAAAUUAUAUAUACUUAUAAAAAUCCCACCGCUGCCACUCCUGCCCUUCUUUAUAGACAAAAUAAUUUAAAAAUAAUAAAUUGUCGGCUACUUUGCUGAUUGAAUUCAAGCCGUUGUUGGGACAGUGAGAACGAGAGGAAAACAACCACAAAAUGUCUUCCAUGGCUGCCUUUGAUCAGUUCAAAAUUGGACUCAAAAUGGUUGACUUCAAGGUCCAGCAACGGCGAUAUAGGACCAGCGAAAAGACUGUCGUCAGUACCACCUAUGGUCCCAUUAAAGGCGUCAAGCGAAAGUCCAUCUAUGGCCAGUCCUACUUCAGUUUCGAGCGUAUUCCCUUUGCCAAGCCACCUAUCGGAGAGUUGCGCUACAAGGCCCCUCAGCCUCCAGAGGUCUGGACGGAGGUGAAGAGUUGCACCUCUCAGGGACCAAAGCCCCUGCAAAAGCACUUUGUCUUCGAGAUGACCGAUGGCUCCGAGGACUGCCUCUACCUCAAUGUCUACACAAAGAAUUUAUAUCCCACCAAACCAAUGCCUGUGAUGGUCUGGAUCUAUGGCGGUGGAUUUCAGUUUGGCGAAGCCUCAAGGGAAUGCUAUAGUCCUGAUUACCUGCUGCGCGAAGAUGUAGUAGUUAUUUCUAUAAACUAUAGAUUAGGACCCUUGGGAUUCCUCUGCAUGGAAGAUCCCGAGUUGGAUGUUCCCGGUAAUGCUGGACUCAAGGAUCAAGUCUUGGCCCUGCGUUGGGUCAAAGCAAAUUGCUCUCGUUUUGGAGGAGAUUCGGCUAACAUAACUAUUUUUGGGGAUAGUGCGGGAAGUGCCUCGGUACACUACAUGAUGAUCACCGAGCAGACAAGGGGAUUGUUCCACAAGGCUAUUUGCAUGUCGGGAAAUACACUCUCACCCUGGGCAGUGACCCCACAAAGAAACUGGCCCUAUCGCCUGGCGGUUCAAGCUGGUUACACGGGAGAGAAUAACACAAAGGAUGUGUGGGAGUUUCUGAAGAAUGCCAAGGGGUCUGAUAUCAUUAAGGCCAAUGGAGAACUCUGCAUCGAUGAGGAGAAGAAAGAGCGCAUUGGAUUUUCCUUUGGGCCAGUGAUUGAACCCUAUGUGACUAGCCACUGUGUGGUGCCCACGAAACCCAUUGAAAUGAUGCGCACAGCCUGGAGCAACAGCAUACCUUUGAUCCUGGGUGGAGUCUCCAAUGAGGGUCUCUUGCUGUACUCCGAGACCAAGACGAAUCCCAAGUGUCUCAAUGAGUUGGACGACUGUCGCUUUGUAGUACCCAUCGAGCUGAACAUGGACCGAGAUAGUGCCCUGUGCCGGGAGUACGGUGAUCAGUUGAAGCAGUGUUACUAUGGCGAUAAGACGCCGAGUCUAGACACACUGCACGAGUACCUUCAGAUGGUGUCACAUGAGUACUUCUGGUUCCCCAUUUACCGCACGGUAUUAUCCCGCCUGCUGUACGCCCCCGGGGCACCGACGUACCUGUACCGCUUUGACUUCGACUCGAAGCACUUCAAUCACCUGCGUAUCCUGAGCUGUGGCAAGAAGGUGCGUGGCACGUGUCAUGGAGAUGACCUGUCCUACCUGUUCUACAAUUCGCUGGCGCGAAAGUUGAAGAACCACACGAGGGAAUACAAGUGCAUCGAGCGGUUAGUUGGUCUGUGGACACACUUUGCCGCCUGCGGGAACCCCAACUUUGAUCCUGAGCAACCUGAUCUCUGGCUUCCUGUGGAACCGGCGGCGGUCGAAAAACAUCAGCUAAAGUGCCUUAACAUAUCCGAUGAGCUGAAGGUGAUCGAUGUGCCCGAUAUGCGGAAGUUAAUGGUCUGGGAGAGCUUCUUUAGGCGCGAUGAGCUGCUUUAAGGAUCAAUAGAGGGGGAUAUCGAUCUAGAUUAAAUCAGUAGCUUUACCUGUGCAGGGUUGGUUCGUACUUUUAAGGCCAAAAUUAUGGGAGGAGAGUGUAAUCUAUGGUUACUUUUGAGGAAAAAUACAUAAUGGAAUUGUUGGGAAUAUUACAAAUAUUUCCUGAACAUUUGUUUACAGAGGAAACACUUUACAAGUGUUUUAUAACUUAUUCUAAUAGAAUGUACAAGUUUAAGGAACGUAAAUCCUAAACUUCAUACGAAUUUAAACCAACUGCAUUCGUAGAGUACAAGAUUAUUAAACAUGGAAACCUAAAAUAACAGCAUUUAAAAGCUAAGGUUUCCAGAAUACAAAUUCUCAAAUUUAUUGAUAGAUUACCAAAAAUUCUCUUUGGAUUUAUAUAAGACGAACCACCCUGAAACUUCACGAUUCUGACAGCUUUAUGUUGAAGCCUCUGUUUAAAACAAGGCAAAGCCUAGCUUUGGUCCUGAAAUCAAGAGAGUUUAACUGUUGUUAAGUUUGCCAAUGUGAAGGAGAAUCCUAGUUAAGAGUGUUAAAGUUAAUCCGCCCCUCGGAACGGAUCUAUAGUCUAAGCAGGCUGUUUAUAAGUGUAGUUAUGAGUGUGAAACAAGUCGCAACUGAAGUACCUUCUAUGAGAAACUACCAAAACCAACUAAACCAAACUAAACUAAAACAGACAGCCAAGGAUUCUGAGCUAAGAACUUAUAUAUUUAACGUUCCUUUAUGUCUCGCUGAUAUCUAUAACAAGCCAAUACACACCACAAACAUAUAUCAAUCGUAUUUUGUACGAGAUCACUGUAAGUCCUCGACACAAAUUUGCUUUAAGGUUCCAUUCUUUUUCUUCCAUUGCUUGACGAACGCACACGUUUACAAAGGGGAAGGUUUUUUUCCAUUUGUGUUUCAAAUGAAAAACAAUUUAUAUAUAUAUUUAAAUGAGAAAACGAGUAAACCGUAACCAAUUUAUUUAUAUUCGUAGCCUAAGUCUUUUUAAAUAUUAAGCCUUUUGUAUGCAUAAGUUGUUUUUGGUAAAAUGUUGUUUUUGAACAAAACAGAGAAACCUGUCCAAGUUUUACAUCAUUUAUAUUAUACAUAACAAGCGAAUAAAAACUAAAUAACUAAACGGAAAAACUGAUAAAGACGUUUUUUGAGUGUACUCUAUGAGAUUAGAAGUAAGUCGGCUAGUUGAAACUAGUUUGUCUAAGAAUUCUCUAUGUAUCCGAGUCUGUUUAUUGUCAAAAAAAAAAAGCUUCAAAGUCUUGUGAUGAAACUAUGAAAUUUGAAAAUGUA